This is a messenger RNA of Mollisia scopiformis, 3215 nucleotides long. Its product is annotated as kinesin-domain-containing protein. NCBI's taxonomy places the organism in Eukaryota, Fungi, Ascomycota, Leotiomycetes, Helotiales, Mollisiaceae. The transcript is spliced from 2 exons. Gene Ontology annotation, molecular function: microtubule motor activity; ATP binding; microtubule binding. The record is from RefSeq and is a predicted model, not a curated record. The coding region runs from base 134 to 3124 and encodes 996 amino acids. Gene Ontology annotation, biological process: microtubule-based movement.
UCUCAAACUCCAAGCCCCAAGUUUCAUGGACGCCUAGGUCCCCAAGCUCGGUAGACCACUCAAGGACGGCUUCUGUAUAUCUUCUUUCGGUCAACCUUGUGACUGAUCCAGUAACUUCAGAAAUUUAACCGCAAUGGCAGCUGCUCUUCCGCGCCCGUCGAGGCCGUCCUACGGACCUCCAAACACCGCUCUGCCAGCACUACCAACUACGAAGACCAGGAAGAGUACAGGCAACAUUCCAAGUGGUUCCGAGGCAGGAACAGCUCUGCAUCCUCUUCCCAACUUGCCAAAAAGUGGCCUUCGUGCUCCUUCCGCAUCACAUCUUGCGCUCCCAACAACACCCGGUGGAAGCUCAACGCUACCAAAGUCAAAAGCCACUCCAGGGGUGAAUAGCGCCGGCAAGACGAUAAGGAAGACUAUUAGCAUCAAUGCAUUUCCACAACCUCCGAGAGGCAUAAGAACUACAAGUCUGCCUCCAAGUCCGCUCUCUGGUGGUGCUGCUCCGGGCAGUAGCCUACCGAGCAGGAGAGAAUCUACAGAUACCAGCCCGGCUGGAAGUAGUAAACCUCGGAAACGCAAGACCGGCAGCAGUCCCAAGACUCAAAGUUAUGCUGCUGGUGUUACGCCAAGCUUACUGAACGGCAGUGGUGAUAGCAGGUCAAUAUCUAGCGGACCAGGAGCUCGAGGAUCUGAUGGGCUGUUGAGCCUUCCAUCUCCUCCACAAAGUCGCAGCUCUUCUGCCCAAGACUCCUAUUCGACAUCGGCAACCACAUUUGACGAUACUGGAGAUGGCCCACGCGGGCGAGAUGCUUCUGAUUCGACCAAUGACAAUAGCAAAUUGACCGAAGGGAAGGGCAAUGUCAUUGUCAGCGUUCGAGUCAGACCCGAUGCUGCAGAAGGCAAGAAAACCGAGAAUGGAGAAUGGAUGGUAGAUGGGAGGAGAUCGCUGGUGGCAUAUCGAGGAAAGGAAGGAGGGGACUACUAUUAUGAUAAUGUCUUUGCAACUCACGAUAAUAAUGCGAAAGUCUACGAUGCGUCUGCAAAACGGCUAGUCCGACGAGUAAUGGAAGGAUAUCACGGGACAGUCUUUGCAUAUGGAAUGACUGGAACUGGAAAGACCUUUUCGAUGCAAGGAACAGCGACUUCACCAGGUGUGAUUCCUCUCGCAAUCACCGACAUAUUCUCUUACAUUCGCGAAACGCCAUCACGAGAGUUUCUCCUGCGGGUCAGUUACCUGGAAAUCUACAACGAGAAGAUUCAUGAUCUUUUAAGUGCACCACCUGCCGGUACUGGUCCAGGCGUUCCGCAACAGGAAGAAAUCAAGCUUCGAGAAGACAGUAAGAGAGGCGUGUACGCCAGUCCAUUGAAGGAGGAGAUCGUGCAGAGUCCCACACAACUUCUCAGAGUUAUUGCUCGAGGUGACCAUGCAAGACGAACAUCCAGCACACAAUUCAAUGCUAGAAGUUCGCGAAGUCAUGCUGUUGUACAAAUCGUGGUUGAGAGUAGAGAAAGAAUUCCUGGCAGUGGAGCCAUGAGCGAGAACAAGCGUUCAGGCCUGCUUCCGGGUGGUGUUCGCGUCUCAACUCUAAGCUUGAUCGACUUGGCUGGAUCCGAAAGAGCUGCCGAGACCAAGGAACGAAGGACAGAAGGUUCUCAUAUCAACAAGAGUUUACUGACUCUUGGCACCGUCAUUGCACGAUUAUCCGGAGACAAAGACAAGGAUGGGAAGCCAACCGACAAAGAUGGAAAGCAUCUUCCUUACAGAGAUAGCAAGCUCACCAGACUUCUCCAAGGUGCAUUAUCUGGUGACUCACUCGUCAGUAUCCUUUGCACGAUUCAAAUCGGCUCAGCAGGGAGUACGGCAGCCGCAAAUACUCACACUGGAGAGACCAUAAACACGCUGAAAUUUGCAUCGAGGGCAAAGAACAACAUCGUCAGUCACGCUAAGAAGGCCGAAGAAGCUCUAGGAGCUGGUGGAGACGGUGGUGCGAGAGUGCUUCUUGAGCGAUACCGAAUGGAGAUCUUAGAGCUGCGAAGCCAACUUGACGGUCAGGCCAAAGCCAAGAGUGAAGACGAUGAGAGAGAAAGAGAAAAGGAAGCAGAACAACGUCAUGAAGAGCAAAUGCUAGAAAUGCAAUUAGCACGCACAGCGUUGAAAGAGAGGAUUGAGCAUCUGAAUCGCUUAAUCUUGAGCUCGAAAUCAACUGGAGUCAACGCCAGUGGAUCCUAUUCUUCUCUGGGUAUGCAUCCAAGACUGUCUGCCAUGACAUCCAACGGUCAUCUCUCCCAAAUGUCAGCUCGCUCUUCAUUAGCUCAGUCUACGACUGGACGGAACUCGCUGGAACGAACAUCUUCGAUGAAAUCAGUGUCCACAAUUGGCCAACUGCCUAAGUCCCAAAGGUUGUCUGGAGAGCGAUUGUCCAACGGAUCGGUCGACGAGGAAGAUUCUUUGGGCGAAUUUGGUGAUGGCACCGCUUCUCUGGCAGCCCAGAACCGAGCGCUUCAAGCCGAUCUUGCAGACAAGACACGAUAUUGCCAGACUCUUGAGAAGCGUCUACUUCAAGCUCGACGGUCAAGCCAUUCUCGUACAUCCGUCGGAUUCUCGAACAGCAAGAAUGGCAUCAUGGUUGGUGAAGACCAUGGUGUGGCUGCUUUGCUCAAGGAGAAGGAUGCUGAGAUUGCUGAUCUGCGGGCGAGAUUGGACGACAAAGACCGGAUGCUGACAGCUUUGAGGAGUGCUGCUCGGUCGAGAGACACUGCAGACCGAGAUCCGCGGACAUCACAGAUUCAGCUGUUGGACAAUGGGCCACUAACACCAGCGUCUGCGAGAGCGUCACAGCUCUUGGAUAAUGGCCCUUUGUCUCCAAUCCUAUCUGCUGGUCCUGUUGGACUACUGUCGCCUAAGAUUCGAAAGCGUACCAAGAGCGUAGAUGAGAUGAGCAAGAUGCUUGACGAGAUGAUCCAGGAUCGAGUCGAGAGUGGACAGUUGGUGAAGGGUGUUCGAGGCAGUGUUCGGAUCGCCAGCGAGCGAAAACGAGAUACUCUCGCCGAGGCCCUCACAACUCUCGAACCACUAAAGAAUCCAUUGGCCAGUGAAGCGCCAGCGAUGGUGGCAGAAGUAUAAUGUUGACGAAGGGGAGGCUAUCUGUACGAUUUUUGGCGGCUGAACUGAGCGAUCCAUGGUUUUGAUUAAUAUUUGAAAAGGCGUUCUGGGG